Messenger RNA from Kogia breviceps (pygmy sperm whale), 799 nucleotides. The record is from RefSeq and is a predicted model, not a curated record. NCBI's taxonomy places the organism in Eukaryota, Metazoa, Chordata, Mammalia, Artiodactyla, Physeteridae.
GCUGCCGGGGCUCGGGGACAGCGACAUGGAGUCCGUGGCCCUGUACAGCUUCCAGGCCACGGAGAGCGACGAGCUGGCCUUCAACAAGGGGGACACACUCAAGAUUUUGAACAUGGAAGACGACCAGAACUGGUACAAGGCCGAGCUCCGGGGUGCAGAGGGGUUCGUCCCCAAGAACUACAUCCGCGUCAAGCCCCACCCGUGGUACUCAGGCAGGAUUUCCCGGCAGCUGGCAGAAGAAAUUCUGAUGAAGCGGAACCACCCGGGAGCCUUCCUGAUCCGGGAGAGCGAGAGCUCUCCGGGGGAGUUCUCUGUCUCCGUGAACCGCCCCGGGCCUGCUUUGCCCAGGCCCAGUUUGACUUCUCAGCCCAGGACCCCUCCCAGCUCAGCUUCCGCCGCGGUGACAUCAUCGAGGUCCUGGAGCGCCUUGACCCCUGCUGGUGGCGAGGCCGUCUCUGCGGGCGCGUCGGCUUCUUCCCGCGGAGCUACGUCCAGCCGGUGCACCUGUGACCCAAGUGGGCCCGGGGGGCAGAGCCAGUGGACCGGCCAUCCACCGGGCACUGAGGUCCAGAGAGAGGACACGGGCACCCCCAGCCCAGGGCCUUGGACUGGAACGUGGGCCUCAUGGCUGUCCGGCCGGCCUCCUGUGCUUCGUGUCAACUGCGACGGGCCCAGCGCCCCGGAAAGACCGCUUCGUUCAGGGCCCGUGGGCUAGGGGAGCUCCGGGGCCUCCGCCGGCCUCUUCCCGUUGGCCAUCAGCUGUGUGACGUCACGGCGUGGCCGGCAGGGCCCGCCCACU